This is a messenger RNA of Ostrinia nubilalis (European corn borer), 2798 nucleotides long. RefSeq lists its product as uncharacterized. The transcript has 6 exons. NCBI's taxonomy places the organism in Eukaryota, Metazoa, Arthropoda, Insecta, Lepidoptera, Crambidae. The record is from RefSeq and is a predicted model, not a curated record. Bases 302 to 1156 code for a protein of 284 amino acids.
CACACGGGUCGCACGCUCCGCCCGCGCGCGCCAUUUUAAUAUGGAAUGCGAUCGUAUUCGGUGACUUGUAAACAUCAAACGUUCGAAAUUCAAAAUUUGAUUGCGGACUCAAAACUUUUUCGUGCUUCAUCAAAGAGGAUUUUGUACUUUUUGUGUUAAAAAAAGUAAAAUGUUCAUAAGUGAAAUUGUUUUAGAGUAUUUUGGACGCUGUUGGCGGUGUGGUAUUAAUUUGUUUAUGAUGUGACUGCAAUUAGAUUAUUAACAGCAGUGUACGUGAAACCGGACGGUAUAUUAUGUAAUAAUGCCGAAGUCGUUUGAAAGCGUGAAAAUGAAGCUUUUAUCGUUGAUUACUUUGUGCGCGAUAUCCUCGGCGCACGAGAUCACCAAGCUGCAGGUGCCUCUGUUCGCCGACCCUCGCCGGCCAGCGGUGCUCAGCUGCCACUUCCAGAUGGAUGGCCAGAAAUUACAUUCUGUGAAGUGGUACAGAGACAUGAACGAGAUAUUUAGAUACAACCCCUCCCAAAAGCCUCCCAUACGCCUGUACAACGUAACAGGCAUCAUGGUGCAAGGCGGGGAGUGCCAAGAGGACUCCUGCAUGAUGAAGGUCAUGCCUGUACCUCUUGGCAUCACAGCGACAUACACGUGUGAGGUGUCCACGGAAGGUCCCAAGUUCCAGAUCGCUAGGAAGACGAAGCAAAUGACUGUUCUUGCCAUGCCAGACCUGGACCCGGUAAUCACGGGCGCCCCGAAGGAGCUGAAGCCGGGAGAGCAGAUCUUCUUGAAUUGCACAUCGGACUACUCGCUGCCGGCGGCUGAAAUCAAUUGGUACAUCGAUGAUGUGUUACAAAAGCCAGAACCAUGGCAGAAAACCGAGCUGAGUCCCUCCCUAGCGGGGGGGCUGAGGCGGUCAUGGCGCGUGCUCAGAGUGCGCGUGCCCACCACUGCUAGCGGUGCUUUACGCGUCAAGUGCGAAGCGAAAAUGGUCGUCGCGCCUCCGGUGAUACGAGACGUGGUCGCGAUCAUCACCGUGCACUCACAGACGCAAAUGUCGAAAUACGUUACGAGUAAUAAAGGUGUAAGUGUAAGCGGUACCUCGUUGGCUUUAGUGGUCAUCUCAUGGACUUUAACAAAAAUAUCAAAAUCCGCGAGCUUAUGAGAAUCGGUUUGAAAAACUCUGGUGAUAUUAGAAUAAGUGUAGAUAUAAUUCACACAUUCAGUGUAUCCAUGUGACCCACAAAAAUUAUGUGUAAAACUAUGACGUGACAAAAAUGUAAGACUACAACCUAUAGAACUCCACGGAGGAAACACAGCAAUGCGAGUAUUACAUUCCAAUUUCAAACUUGAUAGUGGCCACGGCAAUCCAUAGAAAAUAAAAAAAAGCCCUUCCAACUUUGAAAUUGAGUAAGCAUUCCAUUUUCUGUGACGAUUUAUUUUUUGUUAGUUUACUUAUAAUUAAAACAAAAUACGAGCAAUAAAUCUACUCUCAUCUGUUUCGAAUUCUAAAUUCAAACGAAUUUCUAGCCCUGCGUCAGUCAGCGCACAAAAAGUUGACCGUAUUGUGGUCAAUCUUCGCUCUUGACCGUUAGGGGAACGUUCAUAAAUAACGUCACACAUUUAGGGGAGAGUGGUGCUCGCUGGCACUGUGACAGACUGUUUUGCACACGCAAAAAACCGUAACAAAGGCAGCAGGUUUGCAAAUUAAAAAAUAUUUCCGAAUAAAUGGUCUCUUUUUUGGUAAUUAUGAAAUGUGUUUGUGAUUUAAAAUUGACUACGCUUUGCUGUGUUUCCACCCGUAUUUAUGUAUGUUAAGGAUCGGUUAUUUUUUGUACAUUUUACGUUAGUCAUUGUAUAAAGUAAAUAAAUUAUUUGUUAGCAAUAAACAUAAAUAUAUUAGAGUAGCAUCAAUGUAAUGCAGGUUGAGGAACAAAAAUAAUUUUACUAUACAUUCAAUUUUUUUUUCAUAUGAAUAUAAGUACAAUCAGUUGAUUAUAGUCUUAAAAUUCUGUACACCGCUUUUAGUCACUGAAGAAUUUUUCAGAGGUUAAACUUUAUUGAUUUAAGUGAUCAUACAUUUACCCUUAAAAGCAUUUUACGGAAAAAUCUUUGAAAAGCAUUUAUAUUCUAUAACCUACGCAAAUGUAAAAUUAAUGGUUAAUUUAAAUAAUUUUCAAAAAUUUUGUCAUUUUUUAAAGAAAAUGUUAUCACUUUUAUCAGUAAAGUCACCUCUUAAGCUUUGGUAAAUAUAUCACCAAGGUGUAUAAACCUUAAUUUCUACUUUGUGCACAAAAAUGUCCUAAUUUUAUACGUAAAAAUAUUUUAUCAGUGGCUAAACAUUUUAAGUAUAGUAAAAACUCGUUAUUUUUUUAAUUUAUGGUUGCCAGAACAUGGACUUACUACAAAAUUUUGUUUCUUAGAUGAAUUUUAAUCUGUAUGUUUUUGAUAAAAAAAUCUAGAUUGAGUUAGGAAAUGUGUUGAUGUACUGGCUGGCUACUGUAUGUAUUUACUUUUAAAUUCUGGCAAUCGUGAGACAUCGAGCGCAUUUUUUUUAGAAAAAAAGAAAUUGUUUUAUGUUAAGGACGUAUUUUCAAGUACUUCUGAGGGUUAAUUAGUUUAUUAUAAAAUAAAAAAUAGAAUUAUAUGAUUAGGCAUUAAUCUAUGGCUGUGUUUUCACUUAAGAUAAUGUCAAUUCUUUGCACGACAUCAUCUUUUUAAUCUAUACUGUACAGUGACACGUUAAUGUUUCUUUUAUUAUGUUUUAUUAUUGUAAAAUUGAAAUGGGAUACGUAAAUAUAGUUAUU